Molecule: messenger RNA, 1332 nt
Organism: Branchiostoma floridae (Florida lancelet)
Lineage: Eukaryota; Metazoa; Chordata; Leptocardii; Amphioxiformes; Branchiostomatidae
Product: transmembrane protein 144-like
Exons: 9
Coding region: 21-1190 (389 amino acids)
Biological process (GO): carbohydrate transmembrane transport
Cellular component (GO): membrane
Molecular function (GO): carbohydrate transmembrane transporter activity
Source: RefSeq, a predicted model, not a curated record
AUUUAAUUUUGUGCGCUGAAAUGUCUUUUUUUUUUCGUACAGAUAGAAACUAUCAGAAUGUCCCAUUACAUUUACGACGGUCCCGAGGAAACGACAGUACGACCACCUCAGCAAGUACCUUCACAGCUGCUUACAUACAGCCAAGUAACUUCACUAAAGACGAGGCCUACAUCGGGUUUAUCGCAGCAGCCGUGUCGUGUGUGUUCUUUGGAACCACCCUGGUGCCCGUGAAGAGAGUGGAUACGGGGGACGGCAUGUUCUUCCAGUGGGUAUUCUGCUCAGCAGUAUGGUGUGUAGGGUUGGUGGUGAACGUUAUUCAAGGGCUCCCCAAGUUCUACGCCAUAUCAAUGAUUGGAGGGGCUCUGUGGUGUACAGGUAACAUUGUGGUUGUCCCAAUCCUAAAGACCAUAGGACUAGGUAUGGGCAUGCUGUUCUGGGCUUCUACCAACCUGCUGAUGGGCUGGUUCAGCGGGAGGUUCGGCUGGUUUGGGAUGCGGCCGGACAAGCUAACCAGGCCUGCAUUAGACUAUGCUGGUGUGGCCCUGGGUAUUGUCAGGACGAUAAUAUUAUCCUUUGUGAAAAGUGACGUCAUGGACAAGCCUGGAGCUGAUAACGAGCCGCUGCUGGAAGAACACAGAAUACAGGCCAACAUUAACAGUCCAAGUGAAAGACUUCCUUCGUCAGAACAUGAGGACUACUCUUGGGUGGAUAAACUUUCUCCUGUGAAAAAAAGAAUCACGGGAAUUACACUGGCGAUGUUUUCUGGCUGUAUGUACGGUCUUAAUUUUGUACCGGUCAUUUACGCACAACAGCACUACGAAGGAGCUACAGACAAUGGUCUAGAUUACGUUUUCGCUCAUUUCAGUGGAAUAUACGCGACAUCUACGCUAUAUUUCCUACUGUACUGUAUGUACAUGAGAAACAAGCCUGCGGUUUUCCCGAGAGCCAUUCUACCGGCUCUACUGUCGGGGACCAUGAGGGCCAUAGCACAGGCCGCGUGGUUCGUGGCCAAUCAGAGGCUACAGGAGAGUGUCAGUUUCCCCAUCAUCACAACGGGCCCAAGCCUCGUGGGGACAUUGUGGAGUGUUUUCUACUUUCGCGAAAUCAAAGGCAUCAGAAAUGCAGUUAUUCUAGCGGCUGUUUUUGCUGUGACAAUCACCGGGGCUCUGCUGACAAGUUUCUCAUUUUAAUUUAGCGAUUAAGAAACAGAAAAUCAAGAUGCCUAGCUCUGUGUCAAGAAAGGUCCAGGCUAUAGCUGUAAGCAUAAACUGACAAACGUACCCAACCUUAAUAAAAUCAUCUAAAAACAAGGUUUUUUCUGUGUGUCAGAAC